AUGGAAGAGGAUGACACGGGUGGUACGGAGCGGCAACUCAUCGAGGAUGAGCUCGCCAGAAAGCAAGCUGAGCUGGAAGAACUGGAGCAGAUGCGACGAGAGGCUGACCCCGCCGCAACUUCAGGUAAUGCUUCGCGGUUCAGCUAUCCUGAUGGCUCCAGUGGCAUCUCAGUGCUGGACAAGGUUGCGCUUCUGGAGAAGGUACACGCGGCUCUCAAAGGAAUCGUAACCGUCGCCAAUGCGAGCAAAAAGCUCAACUUGGCUGAUAAGACCAGCAUUGCCAGCCUCAGCCAAGACAUCCUAGCGUACGUGGCAACGCUAGAGAUUAGGUACGGCGAAAAGGAACAGGAGGUAACGGCCUUGAAGCUUAAGUGUGCGCAGCUGGAGCUUUCGGUUGCUCAAGCCCAGACCCUUCCUGCCCUUCCUAUCCCCUGUGUGGCCUCUUCAACUUCUUCUGCUGACAGCUAUGCCUCCAGAUUGAAGCUGCCUAAGGAGUUUUCAGAUAACGGCUGUUACUUUCGUGAACGUGGUGUGAACUGGGGAGGUUUCUGUUCGACUCUGCACGCCCGCAUGUCCCAGCUGAGGCUAACACGCCCAGCUAAUGAAAUCUGUGAGCAGUACUCUGCAAUACUCCUUCGUACUGCGAGGGAGCGACUAGGCACACGUGUUAAAAAGGAAAAAGAAGGGUACGAAUGGUGGUCUACGGCUCUUGACCGUAUGCGAAAUGAGGUCUACUGUACACGUCGCAAGUGGCAGGCUUCACGUCGCGCAGGAGGCGACAGGGAGAAGGCACUACAUGAUCAACUGCGUGCAGUUAGAAUACGCUACAAGUUAGCCAUGAAAGAUGCUGAACUUGCCUUCUUCCGCUCCGUUGCGGAGUCAGAGGAAUUAUUUUUUGGGCACAACACGACGUGUCUUCUUGAUUUCCACACUUUGAACCGCUGGGGUGACUUGUCUACGCCUGGCCCCACCUUGCUGAGAACUGGUUUCUAA
Parnassius apollo (apollo) is the source of this 993-nucleotide messenger RNA. NCBI's taxonomy places the organism in Eukaryota, Metazoa, Arthropoda, Insecta, Lepidoptera, Papilionidae. The record is from the annotation of a GenBank genome assembly.